CUUUAUGGUUUUUAUGCUUCAAAUAGCAGUGGAUGGUAUGUUAGUGAAGUAAAUCAUGGUUUAUGGUGUCUAUUCUUGAACUUAUUGACUUGAGAAUUGAAACUUAUGUUCAUAGUUUGAACAAGUUUUCCUGAGUUUUGUCUCGAGGCUAGUUUCUCCAAGAAUGCCUUAAGGCUUCCUAGCAAGGCUACACAUUGAGGCACGCUAUGAAUCUAUGGUUUGACCUGUGUGGUAGAAUAAGUGCGGUAUGACCACGGGUAGAAAUUGACAUGAUUCUCUGUUUCGUAUGCAUUCAUGCAUCUCUGCUAAUGUGUAUGGUACAUUCUCAUGUUUGUUUAAAUUGUACCAAGUGGAAAGAUAGAGUUAAAUGAUAAAAUAUAUUCUUUUCUUAGUCUUUCAGUUCAAGGACUGUCUGUAUGAAUAUGCUUUUCAUGAGUAUUGAGCUGAAGUCUUCUAAUGGAGAAGUUGAAACUAUAAGAUUUAUUUAUUCAUCAAAUUAGAAGUAAGCAUAGCAGGCCCGCAAGCUUCUUUCCCCCACACCCCCCCUUUUUUUCCCACCCACUGACUCAGGAGGGGCGAUAUUGGUUGGUGCAUUUGUCUGACCUACCUCAUGAGCAAAGAGCUGGUUCUUGGAUUUCAAUGUUGCAUGGGCAUAGUCAUGAGAAUUGGAUUUGAACUUCUGUCCAAGGAAGAAAAAAGAGAUAUAGGAGUAUGUUGAAAAAGAUAAAUUUAAUUAAAAAAUAUUUUUAAUAUUCAGGUCUCUUUGACUAAUCUCUAAGAAGAAUAGAAGCUACAUUUUUUUUUUUAAAAAAGUAUCCAAGUAUCUGAUGUUUAAUUGAUUCUGACAUGCAUUUGACAUGGAUUCUAGGAGUUGGACGUGAGUGUCCAGAUAGCAUCAGCAAACCCCAGUUUUCCUUUAGCUUGGUCUGAGUUGAGUGCGUGCAUGGUGCCAUUCAUUUUUAUCCAGUUGCUUGUUUACUGGUGAGACAUUAGUCUUUAAACAAAAAGUCCUAAGUGUACCCCUGAAAAAAGGAAAAGGUCCAAAGGCUGAUUGUUUAAUGUGGAGGCAUUCACCGAAGCGCAUCAUCCAGGAGAGUGGUUUGGAUGAGGUCCAUUUAUGUCAAAUUCCCUGCUGGAGGUCUCAAAAGUCACUGAGUAAAUUUGUAAUGCAUCUAUUUUCCUAAUUGUUAUCUACUCUCUACUGGUCUCCCUGUUGCCAAUUUCUUUUUAUUUUUUGCUUUUUACUUUCAUUUGGGAAGAUAUUUGUGAUAAUUAAGUCAGGAUGGUCAGGUGGUUCAGAGGCGAGCCCUUAUUUCCCAAGUGAAAAUCCAGUUGAUGCAUGCCAGGAGGAGGAUGGACUUUGGUGAUGCUCCUGACUUACAGUUGAGAUAUUGUGCAGUGCAUGUUGCAGAAACCUUCAUCUAAUUAAUAGUGGAGAUGCCAGUUUGAAUGAGACGCUGGCUGUUUGGACUCGAGGAUCCCAAAUGUUCAAGGAUCUUGGCUUCUCCUACUGGGCGGUUGAUGCUAGCAGAUGCAGGAGGUUGCUGGUGAACGUGGUGGCUACCUUCAUGGACGAGGCGGUACAUGCUUUUCUUCCACAUAACAAGGGUACAUGGUUACCUAAGUUUGUUAACUUUGAUUUGCUUUCAUGUUUAGCUUUGGACAGUGAUGACUUGCUCUAUUUGAAAGAACAAAUGGAAGCUGAGGAGGAUGCUGAGCGUCUUCUUCGACGCACAGAGAAACGGGCAUUUGCUGCAUUUAAAAAAGCUGCAAGUUUAGCAGAUUCCACACCUGCCUCGUUGCCCUUGCCUCUCCGCGUUGAACCCAAGCCAAAGAGUGGGAUUAGGCAGCAAGAUCUCUUAAAGAAUAUUAUUGAAAUCAAACCAAAGCGUCCGAGAGCAUCAAGCCCUUCAGGUCCGACUCUGGGUGACAGAUCAAGCCCAUUUUUGGCUACAAGAGUUUCAUUGCCCAGGGAUGACGAACAGAUUUUAGAGAAAUGCCCGUCUCCUGCAAAAGGACCAACUGAAAAUAAAUCCUUAUCUUUGGCUGAUCAAGUUUCUACACAAUGGGAUACCGAAAAUCCACAGGGAGAAGAUUCAUCCUCAUGGAAGUCUAAUGGCAAAGAGACAGGUGCCAAACCAGAUAAUGCUGUCGGAAGCUUAUUAGGCUUAGCUUAUGACAGCUCUGAUGAGGAAUGAUUGUGACCAUGAUAGUAGUGUAUUUCUGGACUCCUCCCCCCCUUCCUUUCCCUACCCUGUUGGCUUUCACUUCCCCGCUAAAACUUUGGCUUUAAAAUCAUGCCAUUUUCUAUAGAGCUAGCAAUAUGCCGGUACAUGCUACUGCACAUUUUUCCAGGUAAUUGUCAGUUCUCAUCUAGUUCUUUAUCAUGGUAAGUCUGAAGUUGAUUAGAAUUUGGAGCAUCUACCGCAUGUAGCAUUGUCAUACUUGUUGUCAGAGUAGGCCAGGCCUGCUCUAGGUUGGCGAGGUUCAGGGUCAGGGGCUGUUUGAAUCUCCACUACCUGGCUGCAGGUCGAGCUGCAAGUGUGGCCUAGCCUGGACGUUUAGAGGCCUACAGCUUGACCUGAAAUAGUGUGGCCAUUAUGUGGCUCACCAACUUUGGGUAACUGACGUCCGAACAAAAUUAUUGUUGCAGUAAUCAGCAUCUAUGGAAUGACUUGCUCCUGUGGUCCAUACUAUUACCCUGCAGGAACCGCUGCAGCAUACAAGCUAUGGUUACCAUGCAAAAUUGGAUAUUUUAUGUCAUAAACAUAAAAAAUGGAAAAAGUGAUCGUCCGUUUGCAUGCCUGCGUGGCAGUUCACAAAGCAUGGGUUCAUUUGACUCUAUCCAAACUGCUUUUACGUGGAAUGAAACUGCGGACCUCGUGGCUCGGGAUCAACACUGUAAACCAUUUUUGCAUGGACUGAGAUCUGCAGUACAUAGGUACAGCAUCAUUCAAAGCAAUCUGGGUUAUCGGUGACUAUGUCGAAAGGACAAAAUGAUGAAUGAGUCUGUAUACUAAUAAUUUAAUUGGAAAUGCUGCUGAUCAAUCUGUCCAUGAAUCUUCCACCCGGUGCUAAAAGUUGACUUCGAAGAGACUGUGGAUGCUGGAAUUGCCAGCAGAAAUUUAGCCAUCGAUGCCAAUGUUGGAUGGUGUUGUAUUUUUCCACCACCUCGAGAGAUCAAACGCCUCAUCUUCCAUUUCAGGAAGAAGAUCAUCCUCUAAAUAGGUAUCCAAUGUGAUUUUCUUGAAUGCUUCCGACCACUCUACGACCAGAGCAAAGUCCACGCCAACCUUCCUAUUA
Elaeis guineensis (African oil palm) is the source of this 3303-nucleotide messenger RNA. The record is from RefSeq and is a predicted model, not a curated record. NCBI's taxonomy places the organism in Eukaryota, Viridiplantae, Streptophyta, Magnoliopsida, Arecales, Arecaceae.